CGGCAUUGUUUUCCGCUUUGUUGCUUCAUUUUAAAGCACCUGUAUAACCUGGUUUGCUUUGACGGAGAGUGUUGCACCCUUUCGUGGUGUUGGAUAAUACUAAUAAAGCGGCAGGCAGACAUCGUUAUCGUUUUUGGAGAGAGAUAACAAUAAAUUCUAGCUCAAGAGGGUAACAAUGACGACUCCACUCCUGGAAACGGUGCAACAGCAGUUGCAAGAUGAACCCCUCUGGAAAUUGGUCGUUGCGGCGUGCAUGGUGUCGUACGGGUUGCAGUCACUCCUUGCCAUGCUCAUGGCUCCGGCCAAUCGUCCUCCCUUUUACUACGAGUUGCCCUACAUUCCCUGGUUGGGAUCUUUGGUUCAAUUUGCCGUCAAUCCACGCGAACUCAUUCAACGGGGCAUGGUCGCUCACAAAGACAAGAACUGCUUUACCGUUCACUUGUUUGGUACCCCCAUGACCUUUUUGACGGGCAGUGAAGGAUUGGCCCAUUUCUUCAAGGCACGAGAACAUGUAUUUGAUAUUCGAGAAGCCUAUGCCAUGACGAUCAUUACGUUUGGGCCGGGUGUCUGUUAUGAUUGUCCACAAAGCAAAAUGGCACAACAAUUCGCAUUCUUCAAAGAUGGACUCAGCGACAAGAGUUUUAUCAAACACAUGGAACUGGUACAGGAAGAAACUCUUCAAUACUUUGACAAACACUGGGGAAAGUCGGGAGAAGCUGAUAUCUUGCAGACCCUGUCCGAUCUUUACACACUGACAUCCUCGCGAUGUCUAUUAGGAGAUGAAAUUCGAGCACAGUGGAACGAAUCCGGUAUGGCGGAACAUUACAUUGCUUUGGAUCAUUCCUUUGUCCCUAUUUUGUUCUUUUUCCCAUCCAUCCCCAAUCCUCAUCGCUCCAAAUGCGUCACGGCUCGAGAAUUGUUCAAAGAAAUGUUUCAAAAGGUGAUUGACAAACGACGCCAGGCGGAAGCCAAUGACGACAAUUAUCAAAAGCCACAUGAUUUCUUGCAAGUGCUCAUGGAAGCCAAGUACCGGGAUGGAUCAGAGUUGGAAAUGCAAGAGAUUACUGGAAUCAUGAUUGGCGUGUUGCUAGGAGGACAACACACAUCCAAUGUCACGGGAUCGUGGCUCUUGUCGCAUCUGCUCCGGGAACCCAAGUGGUUGCAAGCCGUCAUGGACGAACAACGCAAGCUCUUCCCCGACGACGGUGAGCAUGCCAUUCAUCCUGCGACACUUACGUUUGAUCAAGUCAACAAGGAAAUGCCCGUGAUGGAUCAAGUCUUGUCCGAGACGCUUCGUUUGCAUCCACCCUUCUUCCAACUCAGUCGCAAAGUUUUGGAGGAUUCCAACUUUAACGGCAUUACCAUCCCCAAGGGAAAUAUCGUGAACAUUAGUCCCUCGGCGUCGAUGCGGGAUCCGGCAAUGUGGGACGACCCUCACACAUUCGAUCCAACCCGGUUUGCGCCCGAAAACAAGGAUAAGAUCAAACAGUAUGCGUGGGUGCCCUUUGGAGGAGGCAUGCACCAAUGCGGUGGUCGCAAGUUUGCCUGGAACUCUUUGAAGGUGAGCUUGACAUGGAUCUUGCGCAACUAUGAAAUUGAAAUCAUAGGCAAGGGCGCCAACGAGUUCCCUAAGGAGGAUUACACCACCAUGGUUGUCGCUCCAACCAGCAGCCACACCCGUGUGAGGUUCAAGCGUCGUGAGCAGGUUGAUUCCAUUUAGAAAGGAUUGCCUGGCGUUUUACUUCUUCCUUCCGUGUUGAGGGCUUCAUCAGCUGUAUUGCUUCUAGCGAGCUAGACCACUGGAUACCGUAAGAGUAGUAGUGAGAAUGGCCCUGAUUCUGAUUGAUUCUGUGCGUUUUAGGAUGGAAGUAUUUCUCGUAGAUUCGAUAGGUGAAGAUUCCUCACAAUUUCAAUUUUUGGUUUUCCAAUUCCACACAAUUUCAAUUUCUCCAUCUUUCGAUUUCUCACAAUUUCAAUUUUCCGAUUUCUCACAAUUUCAAUUUCCUGAUUUCUCACAAUUUCAAUUUCCUGAUUUCUCACAAUUUUAACUUUCAAUAUUUCUCACAAUUUCAAUUUUGGUUUUCCGAUUCCACACAAUUUUGACUUUUCCAUUUUCCGAUUUCUCACAAUUU
Messenger RNA from Seminavis robusta, 2132 nucleotides. Lineage: Eukaryota; Bacillariophyta; Bacillariophyceae; Naviculales; Naviculaceae. The record is from the annotation of a GenBank genome assembly.